AUGGAAAACACAGCAGCAGUUUUACUGUCGCCACCGGCAACGCCACCAUUACAGGAUACGAGUCAGCAGCGGCAGCAGGAGGAUGAGUUGCUAAAGAACAACAAUGCGAUUCGUCAGGCACUGAAGCGAAAGCUGGAAAAUGCAGCUGCUAAAACAACGUCAUCUGCAUCAUCGAGCGGCAGCUUCGUCACACCGAACCAUUCGGAUGCGUCCGAGGAUGAGUCGGAUCUGCCACCGCGCAAGCGUCAGUAUGUGCGCAACCCGGACCAGUUGGAGUCGCAUGCCGCCCUGCAGAAGCAUCUGCAUCAACUACAUCAGCAGCGGCAGCUAAACGGUACCGGUGGUGCACCAACACCGCCGCCGUCGGAGUUUUCCGGCUCGGAAGAUGAAACUACCAAGUCCGGUUCGGACGAGGAGCGCUGCUACUUCCAGGGUGGCGCCACAAACGAAGCACCCCAGCGGGAAAGUGUGAUCAUGCGCAUCAACAAGGAUGGUUCGUGCACGAAGACACCCGCAUCGGAGGAGGCGGCGGGUGCAUCCGGGGCGGAUGGUACCGCCGGAGGACUGAACAUAUUCCGCAGCUACAAGUUUAAGAUGGGCCCACGGAUGUCACCACCGCCACCGACCACGGUAGCUUCGGCGAGUUCAUCAUCCGUUCCAGAGCAAUCGAGCAAAGGCAGUGGUGCGGAAGGUUUAACGGUUGAAAGUCCAGCUGCCAGUAAGACAUCGUCAGCAGUAUUCAGCACCAGCACCAAUGGUGGUGCUGGCAAGCGUAAGAAGAAGGACACGACGAAUUCAUCUCCUGCUUCGUUCAGCUCGAACCUCUUCAGCCAACCUAUCCUACCGAAGGUGACAUCAGCCUCCUCAACUUCAUCUACCCUUCCUGUGAUAGCGCCCAAAGUCACCGUCGGCCCGGCAACUGCGACCCCAUUCAUCCUGGCCACCCAGAACGGUGGGUACAUUCUCUUGCCACAGCCAAUGUCACACAAUCUGCUGGUUGCUACCGGUCCGACACCGGCAGUCGUCCCCGAAUCGCGCCCCAAAUCUCAACCCGCUCCAGUACCGACGACGGUGAAAGAUGAUAGCAAAGGCGGAGCGGAACAGCGAAACCAACUGGCAACCGGCACCGGUCCGAAACCCGAACGGCGCCGCAUCUACGAGUGUGAUCAUCCCAACUGCGGGAAGAAUUACUUCAAAUCGAGUCACCUGAAGGCACACCAGCGCAUCCACACCGGUGAGCGGCCGUUUAACUGCAAGUGGCCCGACUGUGGACGUCGGUUUUCCCGCUCGGACGAGCUGUCCCGCCACAAGCGUACGCACACCGGUGAGAAGAAGUUCGUCUGUCACGUCUGCGAACGGCGGUUCAUGCGUAGCGACCAUCUGUCCAAGCAUGUCAAACGUCACAACAAGGACACGAGCAAGACGGCCGGUUCAUCCACCACCAGCACCCCGGCUGGCCAAUCAACUGCGGGACGGAGAACGGUAGCCGCCAGUACUGCGUCCCCAUCGGCGACGAUCCUGCCGGCCGACGUCAGUAUGCGUUCGGCGGCCGCAUUGUACCACCAUCACCAUCAUCAGCUGGCGGCCGUAUUUCAUCAACCGUCGCCACAUCCGUUCGCAUCCGUGCAGCAAGCCUCGGUGUACUAA
Molecule: messenger RNA, 1647 nt
Organism: Anopheles marshallii
Lineage: Eukaryota; Metazoa; Arthropoda; Insecta; Diptera; Culicidae
Gene: cbt
Product: Krueppel-like factor 1
Exons: 2
Coding region: 1-1647 (548 amino acids)
Biological process (GO): regulation of transcription by RNA polymerase II
Molecular function (GO): RNA polymerase II cis-regulatory region sequence-specific DNA binding; DNA-binding transcription factor activity, RNA polymerase II-specific
Source: RefSeq, a predicted model, not a curated record